UACGCGUACGAUUCCCCGCGCCACCACUUCGGCGGAUGGCCACGCCCAAAACUUCGCGAAGCCGCUGCCCCGUUCCACUCUCUCCAAGGAUCACCCACCAAUGGCUUCCCCCCUGCGAGAGGACUAGGGUUACAGUUAGGGUUUUGCUUCUUCCCAAUGCCGUCGGAGCUAAAGGAUCUCGGCGGGUCCAACGGAUCCCUCGACUCCCAGGAGGAGUCCCCUCGCGUCGGUGGCGGCGGGGGAUCCUCCGGCAAGGCGAAGGACGAACGGCCGCUCCUGAAGCCCGGAUCCGCCACCUCCGAGGCCGCCGACGCGGCGACUCCCUCGGAGAGCCUUGAGGAACUGGAGAAAAAGUACGCACCAUACGUGCGGAAGGACGCCUACGGGACGAUGGGCCGCGGGGAGCUACAGCCGGUGGAGAAGGUGCUCCUGGGGAUCGCCCUCGUGACGCUGGUCCCGAUCCGGCUUGUGGUCGGGAUCUUUGUGGUGGUGUUAUAUUACCUGAUCUGCCGUCUCUGCACGCUUUUCUACGCUCCAAACCAGGAGGACGGGAAGGAUGACUACGCCCACAUGGUCGGGUGGAGAAGGGUGGUGGUGGUCCGGACGGGGCGAUUUCUCUCCAGGGUAUUGCUAUUUGUGCUCGGUUUUUAUUGGAUUCGCAAGUCCCAUCGGAGUUGCUCCGCCGAGG
Elaeis guineensis (African oil palm) is the source of this 688-nucleotide messenger RNA. Lineage: Eukaryota; Viridiplantae; Streptophyta; Magnoliopsida; Arecales; Arecaceae. The record is from RefSeq and is a predicted model, not a curated record.